GAUCUAGAAAUCUAGGUCACGGAGGUGUGUCACACUAUCAUCCACAAUAAAAAUAUAAUAUAGCCACCAGUCCUGCUGUGUAUUGCAGCCCUAUUGAACCAAAUGCAGGCUAGAGCUAUCCAAACUUUGGUGGUUUUUGACACUGAAACCACUGGCCUACCCAGUCCAGGGAACCAGACCAAGAUCACUGAGCUGUGUUUUAUAGCCAUCUCAAGAGAGGAACUUCUGACCAAGACCUCAGCAGCACGUGUCUUGAACAAACUUAUUCUGUGUUUCAACCCUAGAAAAAAUAUUUGCCAUAAAGCUUCCAAGCUAUCAGGACUGUACAAUGAUGCACUUGAAAGCCAGAGAAGCUUUGCCUGUCAAACAAACUUGAUCAGUAUUUUUCUCCAAAACCUGCCACAGCCUGUCUGUCUUGUUGCACACAAUGGAAAUGGGUUUGAUUACCCUCUGCUGGUCUCAGAGCUGAACUCAGCCAAGAAGGAAAUCCCCAGGGAUAUUUUAUGUGUUGACAGCCUAGAAGCCUUGAGAGCAUUUGAUGGACUUGUACCUGAUCCCUGGAAAAAAAGAUGUCCAGCAUCUUCCACUUGCGCAGCUGGACAGGUUGACCAAGAGAACUUACUCAGUGCAGCUUCACCAAACAAAGCAACAAAACUGGCCACAGGUUGGACUGUAGAGGAACACACCUCACCUCCAUCCACAUUUUCUGUUGCCCCAAUUUCCCUGGCAGGGGUGGGAAGGGAACUGAAAUUGUCAGAAUACAACCCUACCAGUGCCCUGACCUUGAAGAAUGACAACCCUACCAAUGCCCUGACCUUGAAGAAUGAGGUACAGCAAACAACUAGGUCUAAUGGUUCCAUGACUUCAAAUGAUGCUGAUAGAAUCUCUGUCUCUAAUGAUGCUGAUAGAAUCUCUGUCUCUAAUGAUGCUGAUAGAAUCUCUGUCUCUAAUGAUGCUGAUAGAAUCUCUGUCUCUAAUGAUGCUGAUAGAAUCUCUGUCUCUAAUGAUGCUGAUAGAAUCUCUGUCUCUAGUGAUAAUCAUACGGUGCUUGCUGCUGCAGAAUCUGCAGAGGAGCUUUAUUUUAAUCUUGAAACUACAGGCACCCAAACCAAAUAUUCUGACCAUACAGGCACCCAAACCAAAUAUUCUGAUGACCUAAGAGAAAAUACAUCCAGUCUAUUGACAUAUAGUUUCUAUUCCAAUGUGGAAAAGUCUGAUUCCAAUGUGGAAAAGUCUGAUUCCAAUGUGGGAAAGUCUGAUUCCAAUGUGGAAAAGUCUGAUUCCAAUGUGGAAAAGUCUGAUUCCAAUGUGGAAAAGUCUGAUUCCAAUGUGGAAAAGUCUGAUUCCAAUGCUGGUCAGGGGGAACAAAGACAGAUUGAAAGACUCUUUGAAACUCACCCAAAAACACAAUGUGAAAAAGGUCUUGUAACUGUGAUAAACAAAUCUAACGACAAAAGAGGUUCAAAUCCCGAGAAAUCCAAUGGUAAGAAAUCCUACAAAUUGAGUGAGAUUUACCGUGCUCUGUUUGGCCAGUCCCCCUUGGUUUGUCACACAGCCGAGGAUGACUGUCUGACUUUGUUAAAGAUAAUUCAGUGGAAAGCAGAACUCUUCUGUAAAUGGUGUGAUGAAAAAGCUCUGCCACUUACAGAAAUAGAUCCCAUGUAUUGACUUGGCUUAAUCCACUUUUCUCCAUGUGGAACAUAGGGCCUUCACCAUAUCCUUCCAUUUCAUCUGAUUCCUUUAUACCAAACAUACACAUAGGCAUACAUAAAAUGUCGUUUUGGGGAACAGAGCAUUCUCCACCCCCCCCCCCCCCC
Molecule: messenger RNA, 1817 nt
Organism: Physella acuta
Lineage: Eukaryota; Metazoa; Mollusca; Gastropoda; Physidae
Biological process (GO): DNA catabolic process
Cellular component (GO): cytoplasm
Molecular function (GO): 3'-5'-DNA exonuclease activity; nucleic acid binding
Source: RefSeq, a predicted model, not a curated record